AUGAUGUCGUUUGUGGAUUUCCAUGAUGAGAUGUCUGGUCUCGACAGUGAGUCCUUGCGUUCAGCGCCGGAAAGUCUUCGCGAUGAAUACCACGAAUGGAUGUCAGAAUCGGGGCGAAACUCACGGGCUGGGAUGAAUGCGGUGCUGGACAGACCUUCUCCGCGGAUUCUCUCGCCGUCUCGGAGCGAUCAUAUCCUCGAUGAUUUUCCACAUCCUCCCAAUCGAACAAAAGGACUAGACAUCAUCACCGAAGAACAGACGACGCCCUCACAGUCACUCGCAGAACAGGCGUAUCCCACUCCGAAGUCCUCGAUCAAAAACAUGCGACGACAUGUCACGGUCAGUGAGCUACCGCUGCUUCAAGAGACCAAUCCCUAUGAAGAUGCGGAAGAUUACAACCCAGUGAGUGAAGAGGGCGCUUCAUUCGAGUUGGUGGCCCCGUGGGACGGCGUCGAUGCUCCUCUUCAUAAGCUAGAGCGAAUGUCAGAUGUCAUGUUCGGGAAGGAGCACAUGUUGUGUAUUCUUAACAAUCCUCGAUAUCUCGCCAGGUUUCGAGAAUUCCUGCUGGAGGAGAGACCGCGGUCGAUCUCAACUCUCACGUACUAUCUCAAUGCCGUCAAAGCAUCGAAAGCGCUUGAAUAUGCGAAUGCGCUCGUCCGAUUGUCUACCGACGUUCCGCCUCCGGCUGUUCAAGCCAUCCAAAAUGAGACUGAAGCUGUCGGGACGACGGUCAACCGAGUGCUCGAGCGGCGUAUUGAGGAUGGUCUCAAUGCCCUGGUUGCCGAGGAGCUUCCUGCAUACAUCACUGCCCGAUGCAUCACUAUUACCAGCAAAAUUGUCGAAGAGCGUGUUCGCGGCACACUCCCCAUGAAGUUCCGAGACACAGCGAAUGCCCUGGCCGAGGUCUUUUGUCUAACAGACCCAUCGCGUCCGGAUAAUCCUAUCAUCUUUGCCUCAAAAGAAUUUCAUCGAACAACACAGUACGGCAUGGACUACGUGCUAGGCCGAAACUGUCGUUUCCUCCAAGGUCCCAAAACAAACCCGAACAGCGUACGCCGGCUCCGAGAAUCUCUGAAGGCAGGGAGACAUCACUCUGAGCUGUUUCUGAACUAUCGUCGAGAUGGAUCCCCAUUCAUGAAUCUCCUACAAUGCGCACCGCUCUAUGACAGCAAGGGAAACGUGAAAUACGUGAUUGGCGCCCAAAUUGACGUCUCUGGACUCACGCUUGACGGAGUGCAGAUGGAAUCCCUCCUUGACCUUCAGUCCCGCUAUCGCGAUCCAGACGAAGAGAGCAUUGCAGAAAUGUCCACCACACCGCACAAAGAUGAAUUCCGUCAGCUCUGCGAACUAUUUAGUCCCAAGGAGCUUGCAGCUGUACAGGAGCACGGCGGAGAUCUAUUCCAGCCCCUGCACACGAGGCCGUCGUCACACAAUCACAGACAUCGGUUGCCGCGAGGAGGAUCCAUGGACAGCGAGUCAGAAGCGAUUCGCCUUCGAGACGUCAAGUCUCCUCUACUGCGAGGACUGACUGGUGUAUAUGAAAAUUACCUUCUUGUCCGGCCUUACCCCUCCCUCCGCGUCCUGUUCACGUCGCCCUCGCUACAGAUUCCAGGCAUUUUGCAAUCAUCAUUCCUUUCUCGCAUUGGAAGCUCUUCGUCUGUCAAAGAGGAGUUGAUGGCAGCGAUGCAGCAAGGCCAUAGUGUCACCGCACGAAUCAAGUGGAUCACCCGAUAUAACAGCGACGGCCGCAGUCGAUGGAUUCACUGUACACCGUUGUUUGCUAGCAAUGGGCAGGUCGGUGUGUGGAUGGUGGUUGUUGUUGAAGACGAGGAGGAGCAGAUUCCUAUUAAUUGGCGCACGUGA
Molecule: messenger RNA, 1863 nt
Organism: Penicillium diatomitis
Lineage: Eukaryota; Fungi; Ascomycota; Eurotiomycetes; Eurotiales; Aspergillaceae
Product: PAS domain-containing protein
Exons: 4
Coding region: 1-1863 (620 amino acids)
Cellular component (GO): nucleus
Source: RefSeq, a predicted model, not a curated record